CAAAAAUCAAACAAAUUCCACCUCACUCACAUCCCCUUAUCCCUUUCCCUCUUCCACCACACCACUGAUCCAAUACAAAUUAUACAAUACAAUCAAAACACACAAAUAAUCCACUUUCAAGAACACCAAACAACUACAACAUAUCCACUUUCAAGAAACACCAAACAGCAACAACAUAUCCAUUUUUCAAGAAAACAUCAUGUGAGAAACAAAAUCACCAUGCAAGAAACACUCCACCUCUCUUCUUCUCCAUCAUGUCCCCUUCCUAAACCCUCCAUUUCAAGAACACCCAAAUCCUUCAAACCUCCCACCACCAUUUCCUUCCCACCCCACCCCAAACCACCCACCCCCAUCACCACCCUCCUCACUACCCCUACCCCACCACCCCCACUUCAAGAAAAGCUCCUUUUUUUAGACUCUCUUGGUAUAGACUCAUUACAUUGCCUUACUUCACAUCCACUUAUAAUAUCAUCCUCUUUAUCUGAUCUCAAAUCAAGAAUUGAAUUCCUUCACUCAAUCAAUCUAAACACCCUUGAUGUUAAAAGAGUUGUACACAUUUGCCCUGAAGUUUUAACAACUCCACUUUCCACCACAAUGUUACCAGCUGUAACUUUUUUGCUCAGGGAAGCAAAUGUUACAGGAGAUAAACUACCUGGAAUACUACGUCGAAAGCCCCGGUUACUUACUAAAUGUGUAGAAAAGAAUUUAAGACCAACACUUUACUUUUUACAAAGUACUAUUGGUAUUGAGGAUGUUUCAAAAUGUGCUAGUUUAUUGUCUUGUGAUGUGGAGAUUAAGUUUAUACCACGUUUGGAUUACUUUUCAAGAAUUGGGUUUUCGUUUAGAGAUGCGAAAGUGAUGUUUCGGAGGUUUCCUUCGUUGUUUUGUUAUAGUGUUAAGGAGAAUUUGGAGCCGAAAUUCGAUUACUUUGUUGUGGAAAUGGGAAGGGAGUUGAAGGAAUUGAUUGACUUUCCGCAGUAUUUCUCGUUUAGUUUAGAGAAUAGGAUAAAGCCGAGGCAUAAGACGUGUGUUGAGAAAGGCGUUUGCUUGUCGUUGCCCGUGAUGUUGAAGUCCCAUGAAUCGAGGUUUCGUGAUAGGUUGGAGGUGUGUUGUAGCUCUUCUAUGCCGAAUUGGGUUUUCGUUUAGAGACUUGAAAGUGAUGUUUAGGAGAUUCCCAUUGUUGUUUUGUUAUAGUGUUGAGGAGAAUUUGGAGCCGAAAUUUGACUACUUUGUUGAGGAAAUGGGGAGAGAGUUGAAGGAAUUGAUUGAUUUUCUGCAGUAUUUCUCGUUUAGUUUAGAGAAUAGGAUAAAGCCGAGGCAUAAGAUGUGUGUUGAGAAAGGUGUUUGCUUGUCGUUGCCCAUGAUGUUGAAGUCCCAUGAAUCGAGGUUUCGUGAUAGGUUGGAGGUUUGUUGUAGCUCUUCAAUGCUGGUGAGACAAUCUCCCUUUUGGUUUGAUCAUAAUGUAACAUAGAUUGAACUUGAAGAUAUUGCCCCAUUUUGUUUUUUUGUUUAUAC
Messenger RNA from Lycium ferocissimum, 1515 nucleotides. Its product is annotated as transcription termination factor MTEF1, chloroplastic. Gene Ontology annotation, biological process: regulation of DNA-templated transcription. The record is from RefSeq and is a predicted model, not a curated record. Lineage: Eukaryota; Viridiplantae; Streptophyta; Magnoliopsida; Solanales; Solanaceae. Gene Ontology annotation, molecular function: double-stranded DNA binding. The transcript is spliced from 2 exons. Bases 220 to 1146 code for a protein of 308 amino acids.